UCAGAGUAACGACAGCUGAGACAGGAGCUACAGUGUGUGUAAGACUCUCUGACGUAGCGUCACAGCGUCUGAGAGAGGAGCUACACUGUGCGCAGAACUACAGACAUCACCACACAGUGUCACACUGUUUUGAGAGACGAGUUGACCAGCAUCCAAGCUGCCAGGAGAGGAGCUAUAACAUCCGCAGUCCCCACGGGCACCAGAAGACAAGCUGAGGCUAGAGGAGAAUGUCUCGUUCAGACAAGGGGAUGGAAGGUGACAGUUCCAGCCUGGUCUCUGUACUCUGCACUGUGCUGAUUACUCUGGCACUGUCAGUCCCCACCACUGCUCUGCUAGUCAUCUACUUCAGGUGUGGAAACCAGCCAGGCAUCCCACAGCAGAAUCCUCACAAUGCGUCCAUGUUGAAAGGAUAUUUAGAGGGGAGUGGUGAAAGUGAUGAACAACGGAAGGUGAGAGACAGCAAGAAGCCAGCGGCACAUCUGAUCGGAAUCUAUCACCAUUCCCUGAUGGACAGUCCCGACACUGACUCUCACCAGACCCUGGAAUGGGAGUCGGUCAGAGGGCUGGCCUUCACUAAGGACUCCGUCAAGUACCUGGGCCACUCGCUGGUCAUCCCUGAGCGUGGCUUGUACUACGUUUACUGCCAGGUUGGCUUCAGGGGCAGUGAAUGCAGGAACCUGCCUGUCACCCUCUACAAUCGGGUGUACCGCAAGCACGACUCUUACCCCGAGCCCCUGCUACUGCUGAGCGGCACCGAGACUGUGUGCGGCGAGAACCACAACCGAGGCACCUGGUACACCACCCUGGGUCAGGGAGCUGUGGUGGAACUUGAGAGGGACCACCAGCUGUUUGUCAACGUCAGCAACCCACAUCUGGUGGAUUAUCUGGAUGGGAAGACGUUCUUUGGUGUCAUCAAGAUCUGAACUUGGCACCCAAGGGUGGGUUAGGGGAGUUGGGGUUAGGUUGUGGAGAUUAGUAAGAACAAUAUAAGGUUUGCUUUUUUUAUAACAUUUAUAUAGAGCAUCUAUUUUGUUACAACAACUUGCAUUUAUAAAGCACCUAUGACACCAUUAAUCCCAGCUGCUUCCCGGGAAUAAUAAUCAGACUCAAAUUAGAUUUCCAGUCACUUGAGGCAUUAUUAGGAGAGAUCGCCAAAAGCUUGCCGUUUGAGGUAGGUUUGAGAAGCGUCAUAAAGGAGAAAACAUAGGAGCAAAGGCUUAAUAGGCAUGGCUGCCAGUAGUGGAGCGAUUAAAAUCAGGGAUGCUCCUGAGGCCGGAAUUAGAGGGGCACAGAUGUCUCGGAGGGUUGCGGAGCUGGAGGAUGUUGCCGAGAAAGGGAGGCGCAGGGCCAUCUGAAAACAAGGAUGAGAAUGUUAAAGUGGAGGUGCUGUCGGGCUGGGAGCCAAUGUAGGUCAGUCAGAACAGGGGCAAAAGGGGAAAGGGACUGAGGCGUGGGUUAAUUUUUGAGGCAGCACCUGUCAGGUUGAUAAGCAGCAGGCACUGGGGGUCUAUGUGUUGGUCACCCAUAGCCUGCCACUUCCUGCUUACCUGUGCCAAGAGACAUGAACGAUCAACGCACAAGUCAAAAACAUGGCCUAAGUGAAGGUAGAGUGAGGAAUAUAUUGAUCCUGAACUUCCAUAAUCUUUUAUGAUGGUCUGUCAAUCUCUCCAGCCAUUGUAAUCAUUACACAAAGAACGAACUUACAUUUGUAUAGCGCCUUUCACGAGCUUAGGGCAUCCCAAGGAGCUUUGCAGCCAAUGAAGUGUAGUCACCAUUGGUAAUGUCAGAAACAAUUUGCACACAGCAAGGUGUCACAAAUAAUGUAAUACUGACCACAUCAUCGAUUAUUUUAAUAAUAGUGUCUAAGAGAUAAAUAUUUGCCAAGAUACUGCAGGGAAUUCCCCUUCUCUUCUUCAAAAUACAAACAAGCACACUCAGUAGGAGCAGGGGCAGGAGAGAUAGAGAUAGAGAGAGAGGGAGAUAGAGAUAUAAUGGUUUAGGUCAGUGACCCUUCAUCAGAACUGAGAAAAGUUAGGAAUGUAAUAGAGUUUAAGCUAGUGAAAUGGGGAGAGGGUGGGAAGAAGAACAAGAGGGAAGGCCUAUGGUAGGCUGGAGGGCAGUGGUGCGAGGUCAAAGAAAGUGGUAAUGGGGCAAGUAAGGAAACAAAAAGGAGGAGCCUAGAUGAGUGGUGAAUGUCAGGAGCCUGAGGAGCUAUUGUCCGAAAGCAAUACAAAAGAGAAAAACAAAACCAGCAAAGAAAAACAAAGCAAAAUGGGGGCAGAGGUGACAGUAUAAAAAUGUUGAACUCAAUGCUGAGUCCAUAAGACUGCAAAGUGUCCAGUUGAAAGAUGAGCUGUUGUGCUUUGAGCUGUAUUGGAAGGCUGAGGCAGGUCAAGGACAGAAAGGUCAGAGUGAGAGCAAGGUGGAGAAUUAAAAUGUCAGGCAACUGGAAGCUCAUGCUUGCGGACUACACAAAGGUGCUCCGCUAAGCAGUGACCCAGUCUGCAUUAGCUUUACUAUCUCAUUUAAAGGAUGCCAUCUCAGACUGUGCAGCAUUCCCUCAGUACUGCACUGGGUGUGUCGGCCUGGGCUAUUGUGCUUGAGUCACUGGAGUGGGACUAUGAAUCCACAACUUCUGACAUGGAGGUGAAAGUGCUGCCUAAUUGUCCGGGAAGUUCUCGACAAGUCUUCAGGCACCACAAGAAACAAACCUGUUUUUCUGGUGUCUGGUUGAAAUUUAUUUUGUAUGUAUAUGUUCUCCAUUAAAAAUAUCACCACUGUCA
Molecule: messenger RNA, 2783 nt
Organism: Carcharodon carcharias (great white shark)
Lineage: Eukaryota; Metazoa; Chordata; Chondrichthyes; Lamniformes; Lamnidae
Gene: ltb
Product: lymphotoxin-beta-like
Exons: 4
Coding region: 228-923 (231 amino acids)
Biological process (GO): immune response
Cellular component (GO): membrane
Molecular function (GO): tumor necrosis factor receptor binding
Source: RefSeq, a predicted model, not a curated record